CGCUACCACGCCCAUGUUAUGACUUGACAUUGACAAGCACAUGAUAAUUUGACAACCUGACAUGAUUUCGUCGAGGCUCAGGUAGCGCGACAAUCACGACCGCAAUGCCUUCCGCUGCCGACAACGCGUCCAUCUUCUCGGGCAUCUCGGCCGCUCCUUCUCGAUUUGGCGCUUCGCGACAGCCACAAUUCACCCUCGACACCUUCUCUAGUCAGGACUUCAUAGUAAAGGACUUUAUCGAAGCUCUCUCUGAUGCUGCAAUCCCUCCGAGUCGUCGUACUGGCCCGCAAGCCGUCGCCUUUGAUCCCAAACCCUUGAUCCGUACUUUCGAACUGGCUUUGAACAAACUCAAGCUACUGAGCGAGGACCUUGAGCUGCAAGAGAAUGAACUGUCUGGAGGUGUCAGAAGAGCGGAAGCUAUACACAACCAGAAUGUCCAAGCUAGGGAGAGGGAGCUUGAGCGUGCCGUCGACUCCUUCCACCGGCUAGAAAGAAGCUUGGACAAUGACAAAGAUCAAGGUGGAAAUGCUGCUGUAAGAAUUGGAGAAAGACUCGACGAGUUGGACCGUCAAAGCCAACGCGCUCAGGAUGCAAAAUUCAUCCUACAAUGCUGGAUCGACGUGAGUGAGCGUCGCGACUUGUCAAGUCUGGAUGAUGUCAGGAGACUACAAGGUGGUGAGGGAAAGUUGCGCUGUGCUCAUAUCGCUCGCCAAUUGCUCAAGAUCAGCCAGCGUCUUGACACGCCAAACUCGCACACUAACGGUGAUGCUAUGAAUGGCCACGAUACAACUACUGAGCUGAUUGAGAAGUUCCUCGAAUCCUUGGAGAAGGACCUCCUAAAACAAUUCGACGAUUUCUACAGACGCCAGAAUUUUGACGGUAUGAGAGAAUGCGCCAUCGCAUUGAAGGACUUUGGUGAUGGCGCUAGUGUUAUGGGUCUCUUUGUCAACCAACAUCAAUUCUUCAUUGAUCGUAGUCAGCUCAUUACAGAGGACUUGGCCGCAGAUCCAGAGACAUGGGAACGUCUUGCCGACCCAGAUACAGAGCCACCAGGUGUCGAACCUAGUCUGCAGAGCUUGGUAGACGAGGUGAAACUUGUAGUGCAGGAAGAAUCCUUCAUCAUCAAGAAGGCAUUUCCCUUCCACGAAGAAGUGCUGGUACGCUUCUUGCAAAGAAUUUUCCAGCAAUCUAUCCAACAAAAACUCGAAAUGGUGCUCGACAAAGCAGACUCUAUCUCCUCUCUCGCUUUCCUGCGCUCAUUACAAGCCAGCAGGAGCUACAUUUCCGCUUUAGUUGAAGACCUGAAAGCACAUGGCUUGACAGAACACCCAGAACCUGCUUCUGCACAGACUGCUGCAGUGCUCGAUCAACAACUUGAGGAUCUCUUCGUGCCAUACUUUUCUGGCUCGUCAUAUAUUGAGCGAGAGAAGAGGAGUCUGGAAGAACUCUAUUCGUCCCUUCUGUUCAAAUUCACAACCUACCACACUCGCCGACGAAAGAUGCCAACAUCAUAUCUUGGCUCCCUAUCAGCACGAAGCAGAGAACUCAUCUCGUCAACACGCGACACUUAUCUCGAUAGACUCGAAAACUCCGACAUCCCAGCAUCUCAGAAAUCCACAUUACUACGAAUUGCUGGCCUCAAUCCCAACGCCAGUCACACUCACAACAGGAACGAUGUUGAUGUAUCAGAAGAAGACGGCGCAUUGAGUCUACCAUUCAUCAAACGCAUGCUCAAAUGGCUAGCCGAAAGCGUAGGCCGCGGUCUCGAACUAGCAAAUGGUCACGAAACUCCAAAGGACAUACGCGAACUCCUCGGUCUGUUGAUCGCAAACAUGGGUGAAAUCUACCUCGAAACCGCUCUCGACGCCAUAACAGAAUCCGCCACCACCGCGGAAAGCAGCACGAAGAACGAACCCGAUUUCAACCACCUCACCUCCCUACGCAGCGCAAUCUCCAUCCUCCAUCUCCUGCUCGCCACAAUACAAACCCUCCUCCUCCCUCUAGCGUCAACAAACCUCACAAUCCGCCGCGACCUGGACAAAACAACCACCGCCUUCAUCGACCGCAGCGAACAAAAAAUCGACACAAUCCUCCAAAAAACAAUCGAUGCCUCCCUAACCUAUUCCUCCCGCCUCCUCUCGCAACAGAAGAAGACAGAUUUCCGCCCUAGAGACGACGCACUGUUGCAGCUAGACCAACUCCAAACACCCACCUGUCUCGCCCUCUUCACCUUCCUCACAAAAGUCCACGCGAGAGCAGAAACGGCACUAAGUGGCAAAGUCCUAGAAAGCUUUUUGCUAGAAUUGGCUCUGGGCAUCCGCGCACUCCUCCUCAUCCAUUUCCGCAGUUAUCCAGUCUCUCUGACCGGUGGAUUGAUCGUCUCGAAAGAUAUGGCAAAAUACAUCGAGCUUCUGAAAUCUUGGAAAUUACCUCAAGGGUUCAAGGAAAGUCUUGAAGUGUUGACGGAAAUUGCGAAUUUGUUUGUUAUUGGUCCUGAUGCUUUGAGGGAUAGGGUUAGAGGAUUAGAUGGUGUGGAUGGUGUGGGAGGAGGACAGGGACAGGGACAGGGACAGGGACAGGGACAAGCACAAGGGCAAGCGGGACAAGGUGCGAAAUUGGAAAAAGCGGAUUUGAAACCGUACAUUUUGAUGAGGGAGGAUGCUAGGAGUAUUGGUGUGCAGAGUGUUUUGGGCUUGUGAGAUGGAUGGGAUGGAUAGAAGCCAUGGCAUGGCGUUUUUGAUAUUCUCAUUUUCUCAUUUUCCUUGGUUCUUCUCAAUCUGGAGGUUUCUUCAUGUCCUGCUAGGGUAUCAAAAGGCUGCUUGUUGUGGAUGUGAAUCAAGAAGUUAACUGGAUCCAUGCUCUAAUGCUUACUCGUAUGUAUAUGGCUAUUGUCUACAUCUGGAAAACAACGAGGAU
Messenger RNA from Aureobasidium pullulans EXF-150, 2916 nucleotides. Its product is annotated as exocyst complex component Sec10. Gene Ontology annotation, biological process: exocytosis; Golgi to plasma membrane transport. The record is from RefSeq and is a predicted model, not a curated record. Bases 105 to 2699 code for a protein of 864 amino acids. Gene Ontology annotation, cellular component: exocyst; cytoplasm. Lineage: Eukaryota; Fungi; Ascomycota; Dothideomycetes; Dothideales; Saccotheciaceae. The transcript has a single exon.